UUUGACGAACAGCGCGCUGGUGUCAGCCUCGGGAAGUCUACAAUGAUUUAACCCCUGGAAAACAUCUGAGAGGUUCCACAUUCCAAGAACUGACCUGUUAUAUCCAGAAACUUUCCAAAAAACAAUGGCCAGACUGUUGCAAGCUCCACCCAAGUAUCAUCCCGCAGAAUGGGACAUGGCAAACAAGAUGCAGUGUGCCAGUACAGAGUCUCAGAAAUCCAGGUCAGAGCGCACGAUAGCUGAGAGUCAGAGGCUGCUGGAUGAAAUAGAAAAGACAACUCAGAAAACCCGAAGUGAUGUCAACAAGAGAAUAGAACAGAGACAGGAAGAAAUGAAAUUCUGGAAGCAAGAAUUAGAUGACAAACUUGAACAACUUGUUAAUGAGACAGAGGUACUGUUGACUUUCAAAACUAGGCUGGAGAGAUCUUUGGAGAGCUGCAAAGAGCCACUUGUUAUUGCCCAAAAGUGUCUCCUGAACAGGCAGGAGCGAGCUGGGAUUGACUUGGUGCAUGAUGAAGUGGAACAGGAACUGGUGAAGGAAGCUGAAGUCCUCCAGGGGGUUAUUGCUUUGCUUGGACAUACACUGGAACAAACCAAUGAGCAAAUCAGACUAAACCGUUCAGCAAAAUAUAACCUGGAACUGGAUCUGAAGGACAAGUUCGCAGCUUUGAUGAUUGAUAAUUAUUGUGCUAGCUUGACAACCAACACUCCUGAUAUCAGAUACACCGAUAAUGCAGUGAAAAGAGAAGGAAAUUUUGUUAGCCCUGAAGACUGGCUAGAUUUCUCAAAUAUAAACAUUGAAAAGGCUGACAAGCAGAGAAACAAUUCUUUGGCACUGAGGGCGCUGAUUGAUGGCAUCCUCUCACAGACAGCAAAUGACAUGCGCAAGCAAUAUGAGAUGGUGAAUGUCGCAUUUAGAAAUAGGGUGAAGGAAGUCAAGGAUGCCAAGCACAAGCUAGAGACACUCCUUGCAAUGGUGAUGGAGGAGACUGCCUCACAGGAGAAGAACAUUGCAGCCUUAAAGAAAGCAAUCGCUGAUAAAGAAGGACCUGUUAAAGUGGCUCAAACCUGCUUGGAAGCAAGAAACCAUCGCCCCAAUAUGGAAUUGUGUUAUGACACAGUGCAACACAGGCUGAGUAGUGAAGUUCAAGAGAUUACAAAAAAUACUCAAAGAUUAAAGGAUGCACUGGCACAGGCUGAGACAGAGCUGAAAGGUCUGAGCUGCCGACAGCUUUCCUUGGAGGAGGAGAUCCAGCUCAAGGAGAAUACACUGUACAUUGAUGAAGUGCUCUGCAUGCAAAUGAGAGAGUCUGUUUACAUUAACAACUUCUGA
Messenger RNA from Antrostomus carolinensis (chuck-will's-widow), 1333 nucleotides. RefSeq names its product tektin 1 (gene TEKT1). The record is from RefSeq and is a predicted model, not a curated record. The transcript has 8 exons. The coding region runs from base 125 to 1333 and encodes 402 amino acids. Gene Ontology annotation, cellular component: nucleus; microtubule cytoskeleton. Gene Ontology annotation, biological process: cilium assembly; cilium movement involved in cell motility. NCBI's taxonomy places the organism in Eukaryota, Metazoa, Chordata, Aves, Caprimulgiformes, Caprimulgidae.